Molecule: messenger RNA, 234 nt
Organism: Miscanthus lutarioriparius
Lineage: Eukaryota; Viridiplantae; Streptophyta; Magnoliopsida; Poales; Poaceae
Source: the annotation of a GenBank genome assembly
AUGUCCGCCAUCAAAGCGAAGGCCGAGGACGCCGCUUCGUCCGCCAAUGCCAAGGCCACCGCCGACGAGAAGGUUGAGAAGGCCAAGACGAGGGAUCCGUUGAAGAAGCGGGAAGCCGAGGAGGACAAGGAGGACCGUAAGCUGCAGAUCGAGUCCGACGAGCGAGUCGAGAAGGCCGGCCACGGCCCUCUCGGCCCCGAGAGGACCGUGACGCACACGGCCGGUGAGUGGUGA